Molecule: messenger RNA, 1589 nt
Organism: Onychomys torridus (southern grasshopper mouse)
Lineage: Eukaryota; Metazoa; Chordata; Mammalia; Rodentia; Cricetidae
Gene: Nagk
Product: N-acetylglucosamine kinase
Exons: 12
Coding region: 154-1338 (394 amino acids)
Molecular function (GO): N-acetylglucosamine kinase activity
Source: RefSeq, a predicted model, not a curated record
UUCCGGCAUUCCCUGGCACACCUUCCCAAGCUCGCUGGUUGCGGUUUGGCCUCCGAGAGGAAGCUCAGGGCUGGAACAGAGCGGGCUAGUACUGGCCAGCCUUAGCGACAGAAGCUGGGCCAUUGGCACCCUGCGCGUGCGCGCCGAGGUCACAUGACACGGGGCGGGUGCGCGGUGGGUAGAGAGAAUCCACCGAGGGAGAGGGAGGCUGCCUCCGAGGGACCUGCCGUGGCAGCUGUAGCAUGGCCAAGCUCUAUGGCGGCGUGGAAGGAGUCUCCUGUUCAGAAACUGGUCUGUUGGACUUUGGGAAGUAGCUCUGCCCGUCAUGGCUUUGGGGGAGGCACACGGUCCAAAGCCCUUUUACUUUCUGAGGAUGGGAAGAUCCUGUCAGAAGCAGAUGGACUGAGCACAAACCACUGGCUGAUUGGCACAGACAAGUGUGUGGAGAGGAUCAACGAGAUGGUGACCACUGCCAAACAGAAGGCUGGAGUGGAUCCUCAGGUACCCCUUCGAAGCCUGGGCCUGUCCCUCAGUGGUGGGGAGCAGGCGGAUGCAGUGAAGCUCCUGAUAGAAGAGUUGAAGGGCCGAUUUCCCCACCUGAGUGAAAGUUACGUAAUCACCACUGAUGCAGCAGGUUCUAUCGCCACAGCUACACCAAAUGGUGGGAUUGUGCUCAUCGCUGGAACUGGCUCCAACUGCAGGCUUGUCAACCCCAAUGGCUCCGAGAACGGUUGUGGUGGCUGGGGCCACAUGAUGGGAGAUGAGGGCUCGGCCUACUGGAUUUCACACCGAGCUGUGAAAAUUGUGUUUGACUCUAUGGACAACCUGGAGGCAGCUCCUCAUGAUAUUGGCUAUGUCAAGCAGGCCAUGUUCAACUAUUUCCAGGUGCCAGAUCGGCUAGGAAUCCUCACCCACCUGUAUAGGGACUUUGAUAAAUCCAAGUUUGCUGGGUUUUGCCAGAAAAUUGCAGAAGGUGCACAGCAGGGAGAUCUCCUUUGCAGGUACAUCUUCAAGAAGGCUGGGGAGAUACUGGGCAAACAUAUUGUGGCAGUUUUGCCAGUGAUUGAUCCGGUCUUGUUCCAAGGGAAGCUUGGCCUCCCCAUUGUGUGUGUGGGCUCAGUGUGGAAGAGCUGGGAGAUGCUGAAGGACGGCUUUCUCCUGGCACUGACUCAGGGUCGAGAGCUGCAGGCCCAGAAAUCCUUUUCCAGCUUUACCCUGAUGAAGCUACAGCAUUCUUCUGCACUGGGAGGUGCCAGCCUAGGAGCCAAGCACAUUGGAUACCAGCUUCCUAUGGACUAUAGCGUCAACGCUAUUGCCUUCUAUUCCUAUACCUUCUAGGGCCUGCACUCCCUCCCCCAUCCAGCUGACACUCUAGAAAGGUAACCACGGCUCGUGAUUCUUCUGCCAACCAGCAUACCCCUCUGUCCGCAUUGCCGCCAACCACCAGGAGCGCCAUUGCUUUAACCAACAUUUGGUGCCGUGACUCGGAUAUACACCAACCAAGGACCUGCUGACUGCUGCCACUUGCCGCCUCCACCGUCCAGCGAGACCACAAAACCAUGAGUGCACGUGCUACCUGCUUUUUUUUU